Molecule: messenger RNA, 1821 nt
Organism: Penicillium atrosanguineum
Lineage: Eukaryota; Fungi; Ascomycota; Eurotiomycetes; Eurotiales; Aspergillaceae
Product: GMC family oxidoreductase
Exons: 5
Coding region: 1-1821 (606 amino acids)
Biological process (GO): secondary metabolite biosynthetic process
Molecular function (GO): oxidoreductase activity, acting on CH-OH group of donors; flavin adenine dinucleotide binding
Source: RefSeq, a predicted model, not a curated record
AUGCUGCUUCAAGCUGCUCUCAUUUUUCUAGCGCUGCAGGCCGGCGUCGUCCAGGCCGAUCUCUCAGCUCGAGCUGGCCCUCUCGUUGACGCGACAUUCGACUACGUAGUCGUGGGUGGUGGCACGGGCGGAAAUGUUGUGGCAACUCGACUCGCGCAGCAUGGGUCUAAAGUCGCAUUAGUCGAAGCUGGAGGACUCUAUGAGCUUGAGUCAGUGGUAGAAGUCCCCGCGGCCGAUGUACUCCCCUGCGGCUCGGAUCCGGGCACUCAGUCUGCUGUGGAUUGGGGGUUCGUGACGCAUGGUCAGCCAGGUGCAAAUGGGCGAUCUAUUCAUUAUGCUCGUGGAAAAUGUCUUGGCGGAUCAUCUGCACUGAAUUUUAUGAUCUACCAACGGCCAACGAUUGAAUCAAUGCAGCAGUGGGCCGAUACGGUCAACGACAGUAGCUAUACCUUCGAUAAAGUUCUCCCGUACUACAAAAAAAGCGUUCAGUUCACAGCACCGAACACCCAAUACCGCGCAUCCAACGCCACUGCAGCUUAUGAUGCAAAUGCUUUCGAGUCAAGUGGCGGCCCACUACAGGUGUCCUAUGCCAAUUAUGCUAUGCCUUUCUCUUCCUGGAUGAAGUUGGGCAUGGAGGCAAUUGGCAUCAAGGAGAAGGAGGAUUUCAACUCGGGCUCUUUGAUAGGAGCACAGUAUUGUUCAUCAACCAUUGACCCUUCGGAUGAGCUUCGCAGCAGCUCUCAGUCUUCUUUUCUAACCGAGAUUACCCCGUCUACUUUGACCACUUAUAGCUCUACACUGGCGAAGAAAAUCGUUUUCAACCCCCAAAAGAAAGCCACCGGUGUGCACGUGACAGGGCUACUUGGAAACACUGUUACUCUUCACGCAUCUAAUGAGGUUAUCAUCUCUGCUGGUUCUUUUCAGUCACCCCAGCUUCUGAUGGUCUCCGGUGUCGGACCUUCCGACGAGCUGAAAGACCAUGGAAUUGAUGUUGUUGCUGACCUUCCUGGAGUUGGCCAGAACAUGUGGGAUCAUCCAUUCUUUGCUCCCACCUACCGUGUGCAGGUUGAUACCUUGACCAAGUUUGCCAGCAACCUGGUCUUUGCUGCUGAAAGCGUUAUUGGUGGACUGUUGGAAAAGACUGGUCUUAUCACCAACCCAGUCGCGGAUUACCUCGCUUGGGAAAAGAUCCCGCAGACCCUUCGCUCGCAGUUCUCGCAGAGCUCGCUAGAGUCUUUGACAAACCUCCCCAGUGACUGGCCCGAGGCCGAGUACAUCUCCGGCGCGGGAUACAUUGGCAAUGUCUCCAAUCUCCUUGAAGACCAGCCCAAAGAUGGAUACCAGUACGCCUCAAUCUUGGGAGUUCUGGUUGCACCGCAAUCUCGCGGCAACAUCAGCUUGAAAUCUGCUGAUACGAAUGACCUGCCAAUAAUCAACCCCAAUUGGCUUGACAGCACUGCAGACCAAGAAGUUGCCAUUGCCAUGUUCAAGCGCAUGCGUGAGGCAUUCCAGAGCGAUGCUAUGGCACCAGUUGUUAUUGGAAAGGAGUACUAUCCUGGCGAGGCAGUCCAGAGUAACGCGGAUAUCUUGGAAUUUAUCAGGAACAAUGUGAUGACCCUGUGGCAUGCUGCUUGCACUUGCAAGAUGGGCAGCUCCGAUGAUGAGAUGGCGGUUGUUGACUCGCAGGCCCGUGUCUACGGCGUUCAGGGUCUUCGUGUGGUCGAUGCCAGCGCGUUCCCAUUCCUGCCUCCGGGUCAUCCCCAGUCGACAGUUUAUAUGCUUGCGGAGAAAAUCUCAGAUGCCAUCAUCCAGGGUCUCUAA